CUUGCUCCUGGAGGAUCCCAGAGGUCAGGACGUGGGUAGGAACAUCAUGGACACCCAAACAUGGGGUCCCAGAAGAUGGUGACCUGCCUGGAGACCAUGGCUGGCUGCCACCGAGGUCCCCAUCCCUGGAUCCUUGUCCCCAUGGCAGCAAGGUCCUGCCCAGUUCUUCUGGCUGCCUGCCUGGCACUGCAGCUGGCCACAGCGCACGGCGAUGGGUGCGGCAGCUUUGGCAACCUCUUCACGGAGAUCAUGGAGAACAGUGCCCACGGGAGCUUGGUGGCCCGGCUGCCGGGGGACACGGGCAACGGCGGGCUCCAGCUCUGCCUGGCUGGCGCCGACGCCGUCUGGUUCUACCUGGAUGGUCGCAGCGUCCGCCUCAACGUCUCGGCAGGAAGGACACUGGACCGCGAGGAACUGGAGUCUCCAGUGCUGAUGGUGGCCCUGACGUGUGCUGAAGAUGGCUUCUCCCCGGUCGAGUAUAGGAUCAUUGUCCAGGUCCUCAACGAGAAUGAUAACAGGCCUCACUUUCAAGGAGCCCCUCUCCUCACCCACAACAUCAGCGAGCUGGCAGCCGUGCACUCGGUGGUGUUCAGCACGCAGGCGGAGGACGCCGACGGGGACACCUUGAUGUACGUCAUCGACACGGCCUCGCCCGACGCCAGGUUCUUCCGUAUCGACCUGCCCAACAGCGGGAAGGUGGUGCUGGCGCGGGCGCUGGACUUCGAGAGCAGGCAGCAGCUGGAGGUGGUGGUCACAGCCGUGGAGAUGAACACCAAGGAGCGGUUCAACGCCUCGGCGCGGGUGCGGGUCAACGUGCUGGACGGCGACGACCAGUACCCCCGCUUCCUGCCCUGCACCCCCCGCGCCCACCACGGCCUCACCGUCUGCACCAGCCCCAUCUACACUGCCAACGUCACCGAGGGGCAGCUGCAGGGAGGUCCCCUGAGCUUCAGCCCCGGCUCCGUCUACGCUGAGGAUGGGGACAGGGGCCUGAGGGCCACCAUCACCUACUCACUCCUGGCAGGUCAGGAGAGCAGCAGGUUCCACAUUGACAACAUGACCGGGGCCAUCACCUUGGUGAGGGCGGUGGAGAGCAGCAGGAGGACCCCAGCCAUCAGCCUCAGUGUUAUGGCUUCGCAGGUGAACGAUGCCAACAAGUUCGCGGUGACCCAGGCGGUGGUGAGGGUGCUGGCUGCCAACCGCUCCCCGCCCCGCUUUGCCCGCCCCUCCUACCAGGCCUUUGUGCCCGCCGGUGCCCGCGAGGCCGCCCUGCUCCUCACCUUCGGUGGCCACGUGCUGGCGCUGCGUGCCCACGACCCGGACUUCCCCGAGGGGGUGAACCCCCAGGUGCGGUACAGCCUGCAGCUGCCCAGUGCCAACCAGAGCCAGGGGCACCCCCAGGGGCACGGCCACCACCAGCUCUUCCAGGUGAUGCCCAACGGCUUAGUGGUGGCCAGAGCUGACCUCCUGAGACCUGCCCAGACCUACCGCCUGCAGGUGCUGGCACGGGACGAGGAGUCCGGGGAGACCUCCAACACCACUGUGGAAGUGGAGGUGCUGUGGCCAGGGCAGGCAGAUUGGUGUCCCCUGUACCCCAUUGUCCUAUGA
Molecule: messenger RNA, 1608 nt
Organism: Dryobates pubescens (Downy woodpecker)
Lineage: Eukaryota; Metazoa; Chordata; Aves; Piciformes; Picidae
Product: cadherin-related family member 5-like
Exons: 14
Coding region: 61-1608 (515 amino acids)
Biological process (GO): adherens junction organization; cell-cell junction assembly; cell morphogenesis
Cellular component (GO): catenin complex; membrane; adherens junction
Molecular function (GO): calcium ion binding; cadherin binding
Source: RefSeq, a predicted model, not a curated record